This is a messenger RNA of Lymnaea stagnalis (great pond snail), 2814 nucleotides long. Lineage: Eukaryota; Metazoa; Mollusca; Gastropoda; Lymnaeidae. The record is from the annotation of a GenBank genome assembly.
GGUGAGACAGCGCUUCACAGAGCAGUGGAUGUAGGCAGUACUGAGAUUGUAAAGCUGCUCAUUGGAGUUUCUUCUGAUGUCAAUGCCACAAAUGCAGACGGUGAUACAGUUCUCCACAAAGCAGCGCUAAGAAACAACAUCGACAUUAUUGAACUUCUCGUAAACGCCAAAGUAAGUGUUGGCGCUGUGAAUAAUAAUGGUGAAACGGCCCUGCACGUCUCAUCAGCAUCUGCGGAGAGUGAUCCUGCUUCUUUCUGUCUGAAUUGUACCGAUUUCAUAAAUAUAGGACUUGAAUCUGGAACUACGGAAAAACAGAGAAGUGCUGAAUAUGGCCCUUGUGCCAUUGUCCAAUAUCUGAUUAAAGCAGGUGGAGACAUUAACCUAGAAGACAGAUAUGGGAAUACACCACUUACAAUAGCUGUGACCAAUAAUAAUCUAAUGUUAGCACACAUUCUGAUUAAUGGCGGUGGUGAUGUCAACAAAGUGUACAAGAAAAAUGUGGGCAUCCAAUCAACUUGCUUGCAACAGACGUGCCACGGCCAUCUCAGGGAAAGAUAUAUUCCUGUUCAUGCAAGGCACUGUUGCAGUGUUUCAUCUAACACUCACCAAGGUUUAAUGCAGUCACUAGAUCUAAGUCUUCUCUGGGUGGCAUUGUAUAGAAAAUUUCACCGCACUGAGAUGGCCAAACUGCUGAUUCAGCACGGAGCCGACAUCAAUGUUUCAAAUGAAGACAGGACAACUGUCCUGAUGCUGGCGGUGGAUCAGCUCGAUGUCAAGUGGGUUGAGGAUCUCAUAGGGGCCGGUGCUGAUGUUGACGCCACAGACAGCUUUGGUGACAGUGUGUUGAUCCGUGCUGUGAGGCUUGUGAUCCAAGAAAUUCAGAAUCAAAAGCGUACAACACGCUUGGGAUUUCUCUUUCACACAAAUGUAGUAAGUGCUGCUGAAAACUCCCAAACGAUUCUGCAUCUUCUCCUAAAGGCUGGAUGCUCCAUCAAUUCUCAAAACUUUCCGAACCCGAUGGUGUUGGCCGUCAAUGGUUGUCAUAAAGACUGUGUGAAACUAUUACUUGAAUACGGGGGAGAUGUAAAUGCUCAUGAUGAGGAAUUAAACACUCUGACCAUGUUGGCGAUUAGAAAUAAUUCUCUGGAUAUUGUUGAAGUCCUCAUGGCCUGUGGUGCUGUCGUGAACUUAAGAAAUAAGUUUGGUGACCUGGCGUUACAUUAUGCCGCAAAAUGUAAAAAAUCACAAAUUAUGCAAAUUGUUCUUGAAAAAAUUGUUGGCAGCAAUGGUAAGGAAAUGACCAAGCUGGGAAGCAAGAGAUGUAAACUUACCCACAAGAAGAUAUUCAACUUGGAUAUGUUAAAUAACAGAUCUGAAACGCCUCUUCACAAAGCAGCCACUAAUGGCCGCUGGAAGAAUGUCAAAUUACUGUUAGAACAUGGAGCCUCUGCAAAUAUCCAGUCUGAUGAUGGCAACACAGCCUUGAUGAGGGCCUUGAAACAACACUUUGAUAAUAUUGCCAAAACCUUGCUGGCAGCUGAGGCAGAUGUCAAUAUUCGAAACAAACGAGGUGAAAAUGCGCUGCUCAUCGCUGCCAAGUCCGGUUGUACUGAGAUGGUGAAGCUCCUAAUCCAGGCGGGGGCCGAUCCCCUUUCUUCGACAAAUAUGGGAAAUACUGGACUUUCAUUGGCAGCCAAUAAAGAUAUUGCAGAGUUGUUUGUGCAGGCCGGGGCAGAUGUCAAUUUAAGGAAUGUUCACGGCCAAACUCCUUUGCACUGUGCUGUGAAGAAAAGUAAAACUGAUGUCUUUAAGUUACUGUUAGCUCAUGGUGCUAAUGUUAACAUGAAGGAUUUCUAUGGGAAUACACCGUUAAUCAUUGCAGACCAUGUUUUACAAUCUGACAUUAUUUUGAGUCUCAUCAGAGCAAAGGCAGAUGUAAAUAUACAGAACAAGAAGGGGAAGACUGCCUUAAUGUAUGCAACCAACUUCACCCAUGCCAUAUUCUGUAGGAGGUACAAACUAAAAAUAGAUGGAAUAAAUGUCAGGGACACACUGUUAAAGUCUGGUGCUGACGUUAACUUAAAAGAUAAUACAGGCCGCACAGCUCUAAUGUACAACUGCCAAGAGGUUCAGGAGGCUUCAGACGAAUAUGAUAAACUGGUAAAAUAUGGAGCUGAUCUUGAAGCAGAGGAUUACCAUGGCAGAACAGUUUUGGUUCAAGUACUGCUGACUGAUGGAAUGACUUUCAUGGCCGGUAAUCUUUUAAAUAUGGGAGCGAAUCCAGUGCUAAAGGCUGCAUACCGGAACAUUCUAAUGAAACCAUCUGAUGGGUUUUUUAUGGAUUUUGAGAGGAAUAUAUUUCUAAGGCUUUUUGUGUGUAAUGGUGUUGUCAAUAUGGUGUAUUUUAACAGCUACUUUCCUAUGAUUCUAGAUACCUGUGUAGAAUUAUGUCUAUGCUAUGGCGGCCAUGACUUGCUAAGAUAUGUUCUUGCAAACUGUUACAUUUCUAAUAAGGAUUUGUCCUUUAUAAGGCUGAAAAAUUAUGCUGUGAUGGACACCUCACAAGAAGAAUUAAGUCCUGAUCAAAAAAAAAGGAUCGCACUGCUUCAAAGAGCUGCAUGUCAACCCUGGCCAUUGGCCAAUCUUGCCUUCAUAGCUGUUUCCACAAUGAUGGGCGAGAGUCCCGAAAGAGAGGACCGCAUCCAGAAUUCACAGCUGCCUAAUCCACUCAAAGACAUGUUGAUGUUUAAGACAAAAGUCGCCCGUACAACUGUUGAAGAGUGGUCUACACUUCCUUUAUGUUUUGAAGCUUAA